ACUGGCUUUACUUUUUGGCCGAAAGUCCCUGGGACUCUCCCUCGCGUCGGGCUUUUUAGCUGAGCGCGGAACUGGGGGAAAGCAAAGCAAGGCGGGAGCGGCAGCAGGCCAAUCAGAAAGGCGGCGAGAGGCGCGCGGUUGCGUUGGUGCUGGGUUUUGUGUAUGUGUGAGUCUGUUCCAGCGCUGGGUUGGGUCCGGAGGAAGUGAAGAAGGCGUUUUGUGGCUGGCCGGGAUGCAGGAUGACCGCAGCAGGCAGAAUUCCCCGUAGAACGACGGGUUCCACUCUCUUGCACCCUGUUAGUGACCUUUUCGGCAUCCCCCUGGAGCAGGUCAAUUUCGUUGCUUGUCAGCUUUGUGCACUCUUGGCUGCAUUUUGGUUUCGCUUAUACUUAAGGCCUAGUCAAGCCAACUCCAGUGUUCGUCAUGCAUUUGCCACAAUUUUGGGAAUAUAUUUUGCCCUCUUCUGCUUUGGUUGGUACUCCAUCCAUAUUUUUACUUUAGUGAUGGUAAGUUAUUUCAUCAUGAACAUGGCCAGUAUCGCCAACAUUCAUAGGUAUUCUUUUUUGGUAGCUAUGGGAUACCUCACACUGUGCCAUAUUAGCCGAAUAUAUAUAUUCCAGUAUGGUAUUCUCACUACAGAUUUCUCAGGCCCAUUGAUGAUUGUAACACAAAAGAUCACAACUCUUGCAUUCCAGGUUCAUGAUGGAAUAGGUAAAAAAGAUGAAGAUCUAACUUCUGAACAGAAGCAGCUUGCUAUAAAGACAAGACCUUCCUUAUUGGAGUAUCUGAGCUAUCAGCUCAACUUCAUGAGUAUUAUGGCUGGCCCAUGCAGCAAUUUUAAGGAUUAUAUAGAUUUCAUUGAAGGGAGACAUGUGAGGAUGAAGUUAUUAAAGGUCAGCUGCAAACAGAGGAGUUGCAGUAGAUUUCUUGAUCCUUCUCCAGUGGGAGCCAUCCUGCAGAAACUUGGUAUCACGCUUCUAUCUCUGGUGGUGUUCUUGACGCUUACCAAGACCUUCCCAGCCACUUACAUUGUUGACGAUCAAUUUAUGAACCAAUCUUCAUUCUUGACAAGGCUUGGUUUUCUAUAUGUGGUCAUGCAAGCCUCAAAGCCCAAAUACUAUUUUGCUUGGACACUUGCUGAUGCAAUUAAUAAUGCAGCUGGUUUUGGAUUUAACGGUGUGGAUGAGAAAGGCAAUUAUCGCUGGGAUCUACUGUCUAAUUUGAAUAUCAGGAAUAUUGAAAUGGCAACAAGUUUUAAAAUGUACUUAGAAAACUGGAAUAUUCAGACAACUGCCUGGCUUAAACGUGUGUGUUAUGAUCGGACUUCUUGGUAUCCUACAGCUUUAACAUUUCUUCUCUCGGCUCUUUGGCACGGUGUUUAUCCUGGAUAUUAUUUUACGUUUACCACCGGCAUCUUUAUGACAUUAGCAGCCAGAAGAGUUAGGAAGAAUUGUCGGCCUGUCUUCAUCUCAUCCAAGCUGCUCAAGGUGAGCUAUGACAUGGUCACCUGGUUGGCAACUCAGCUGUCUGUCUGCUACACCGUGGCACCAUUUGUUCUUCUUGCUGUUGAGCCGACAAUUAAAUUAUACAAAUCACUGUAUUUCCAUAUGCAUAUUUUAUGUAUAUUGGUAUUACUGGUGCUACCAAACAAAUCUCAAAAACUCAGCAGAGGGAACCAGGCCAUUGAAGUGGAGGCACAGAGCUGUAAUAAAAUCAAAAAACAACAGUGAGACUGGAAAAAAAAUCUUCCUUCGCAAGGCCAUCGAACAAAAGUUACAGAGAAACAUACUGUGGCUUCAUUUAAAACACUUUUUAAAGGACAUAGCAGAACUAGACUUUUUAUCCAAGUACAACUCUUACUUGGUAAUGUUUACAUACUUCAAGGGCAAGAUUUAUAAGUUUUUUCUAAAUUAAAGAAGCUAUUUUAAUGAAAGGUUCUACUGCAUUUAAAUAUUUAUUCUUGUGUUUCAUUUGUUAAAAAUAUGUAUUAUCUAUUGUUCAGGCAUGUUGGUUCACCUAACUUCUAAGGUUUUCCUUUCUCCUGUUAACCUUUCAAAUUGGUUAAAAAAAACAAAAAACGCUGGCAGUAUUGUUCCCAAGGAAUAGACUAUAAAAUGUUAUAAACAGCUACUCACAACAUAUCAAAAGGUCUUACUUAGGUUUAUGAUUUUUCUCAAAAUCAUAAACCUAAGUAAGGAAUAUUCAGAUCUUAAAUAAAACAUUCAAGAUUUAUUCACCUAGACCAGUGGUUCUCAACCUUUAUAGUGCAGCGACCCCUUUAAUACAAUUCCCCACAAUGUGGCGACCCCCAACCAUAAAAUUAAUUUCGUUUUGAAUUUAUAGCACCUGAAGCCAUAUUGGCUAGCGAUCUGAACUGCUUUGCGAUUGCCUUGAGGACAGAGGCAUUAAAGCGGAGACUCCUCCCCUAUUAAGUUUAUCGCACCUGAAGCCAGAUUAGGCUAGUGAUUUGAAGAGCCUGCAGCUGGCUUGUGGAGUCAACCAUUGGAGCGUGAUUCUUCGACUCGCAAGUAUACUUCCCAUAUUUCCGAUGGUCUUAGGCGACCCCUGGCAAAUCGUCAUUCGACCCCCAAUGGGGUCCCGACCCACAGGUUGAGAACCGCUGACCUAGUCUGAAAAGCACAUGCUGUUUGAUUGGAAAAUAAUGAUAAAGAAUUGUGAAAUAUUGUGGGUCUGGUUUUCCUUAUAGAUAUACAAUUAGAUACCCCUGCUCUGUGUGAUUAUUCUAGGCUGAAUAGUGAAGGAUACCUAUCAUGAAACCAUCAUUCCAUUAUAGCAUUUGUUACAUGGAAGCAGUUUUUUCUUGGAAAUAUCUCAGGGACAAUUUAUAUUAAUGAUUUGACUUGAACUGUACAGAAUAUGCAUCUUUCAAAUUGGUUUUAAAAAUGUUUUUUAAACAGUAGAAUUUAGGAAGUAUUUUUUGCAUUUUUCUAAAAGAAUUAAAUGCUAUGAGGAAACACAAAUCAAUAAGAAUUAAGCAACUCGGUUGUUGAAUAACUUUCAGCUUGUCUGGGUGUCUAUUGGCUGCUUGUUGCAGAGUUGCAUUGUUGGGGAAAAAACUUUCCAAUUAAGAGUGGAAACCAACAAAGCCAUGUAUUCAUAUUAGAGAAUAAAAACAAAUAAGUUCAAAUUUCCUUUUAUAAAAUUAGCAGAUUUUUUAAAAAAAAGAAGAUUAAGGAGCUGGUGUGUUCAAAAUUAGCAUGAGCAAUUAAUGUAAACUUGGUUUAUAUGACUUUUAUGUAAUGCACUUCCCAGAACAUACUGCUUUGGGUAUUAAUGUUAUCAGUAUACAUUACUAUGUUUUUAUGAACUGUACCAUUAUGUUUGUUAUGCCUUCUGGAUAAUUUCUCUGAGCAGUAUUCCAAAUUCUCAAUUAGUCAGAUUUAAAAAUGCAAGAAAUGUCAAUAAAAAUAUUGAAAUGCAGUAAUAAAAUCAUGGGUCAAAGUAUGAUUGAUUGGGCAAUUUUAAAAAGAUUACCAAUCCUACCAAUUUUAACGGGGUCAUAUUAGAAACAAGAAACACAGAAGCCCUUGUUAUUUAGUAUCCUAGAAUCUAAUCGUCAUAAUUUAAACCUGCAAAUGAGUUAAGAACUAACAGUAUACCAGUAAGUUUUGACAAUUUCUGGUUUGCCAGAAGUUCCUGAGUUUUAUGAAAUUUGAGUUAAUUGUUUAAAAAUCUAUACAUGAUUUUAAUGUAUGAAACAGAAAUUAAGUUAAUUUGUUCUGGAUCCGAGAAGGAAACAUUCAGCAGCAUAAGAAAACAAAAAUAUUAACAUUUAAAAGGUAUAAAUCUUAACAUAACAU
Molecule: messenger RNA, 3821 nt
Organism: Ahaetulla prasina
Lineage: Eukaryota; Metazoa; Chordata; Lepidosauria; Squamata; Colubridae
Gene: MBOAT1
Product: membrane bound O-acyltransferase domain containing 1
Exons: 13
Coding region: 240-1730 (496 amino acids)
Biological process (GO): lipid modification
Cellular component (GO): membrane
Molecular function (GO): acyltransferase activity
Source: RefSeq, a predicted model, not a curated record